Molecule: messenger RNA, 2190 nt
Organism: Pantherophis guttatus
Lineage: Eukaryota; Metazoa; Chordata; Lepidosauria; Squamata; Colubridae
Product: transmembrane protein 254-like
Source: RefSeq, a predicted model, not a curated record
AGGCAAAGGCGGAGCGGCUCCUCCCCGGGGCCGGCCUGGCAAAGGCUCUUCUUCUUCCGUGGCUCGGGCAGCCGUGGGCAGAGCCAACCCGGAGGAGAAUGGCGUCCCGGUCAGCGUCCGCCGCUCGUUCCCACGACCCGGCCACCUACUUCCGAAGGACCAGACCGUUUGUAGUGUUGGUGAUCGUGGGCUGGAUGCUGUACUACGGCUGUGCUGUCUUGGCACCUUCAAGAAUCCCCUAUGAUGGUCUGGGUCCGUUAGGAAAAUUCACACAAUAUCUGCAGGAGAACCACAAACCUGUUUUCCAUGUAGGAUAUGCGGUGACUUGGUUACUUCAUAUCGGUGAAGCGUGUUUGAGUAUCUGGUUAUGCAAUAAGAAAGGCAUCACGGACAGCAAGACGCAGCUUCGGUGGUUCAUUCAAACGUUGGUGUGUGGCAUCUUUUCACUUUAUUUUCUGCUGGUUUACAAGCCACCCAAGAAAACCCAAUGAAGAAUUGGAACUGGAAAAGGAAACAGAAACGGGAUGAUAUUGCCCUUAACACCGAAGGAUCUCUCCGUAUUUUGGCAUUUGACUGAAAAAAGCCACCCUUUGGUAUUGGGGCACCCUGGUGAUAAACUUGUAAGUUGAUAAAGCAGAAAUCACAUUUUAAAAAGGGAAUAGAAAAUUCUCACCUUCUUACAGAAGACCUGCUGUUCAAAGAUAGUAGUACCGUAUUUUUCAGACUAUAAGUCACAUCUAAAUUUAGAAGAGAAAAACAACAAAAAGUUUUUGGCUUCCGUGAACCCCAUUUUCGGCCCUUUUUUCCGGCCUUUUUCCGUUCUGUUUUGGGGGCUUUUUUCAGCCUGUUUUUUAGGCUUUUUUUUGGCCCAUUUUUGAGGGCUUUUUUGAGCCUUUUUUUUGGCUCGUGUUUGAGCCUUUUUUCAGCCCAUUUUCUCUGCUUUUUUUUGGUUGAAAAUCUGUCAGCUGACACUGGAUCUGUCAGCCAGAUAGCUUUGAAAAUGGGCCGAAAAAAGGCUCAAAAACGGGCCGUACGGAGGCCAAAAAACAGCCAGUGGGUGGGUAGGGUUUUGGCAGUAUUCGGUCUAUAAGAUGCACAGACACCCCCUUUUGGGAGACAAAAAAGUGUGUCUUAUAUUCCAAAAAAAUACGGUAUCUUACAUUUUCUAUUCUGUAUUUAAUGAUAAAAAGAGACCUCGGGGUUAGGGUAAGAGCUGUUACAGUGUUAAUUUUGGGAAAUAAUCCUGUUUUCAAUAGAUGUAGUCCUCGACUUACAGCUGUCCACUUACCUCGGCACUGAAAUAAGCGACUUACGACAAUUUUUCACACUUACGACCAUUGCAGCACUGUGGUCACGUGAUUUACAUUUGGACUCACAUUUACGAUAAUCGCAGGUCAUGUAAUAACCUUUUUUUGCAACCUUCUGACAAGCGAAGUCAACAGGGAAAACCAGAUUCGCGUAACAACCCUGUUACUAAUUUAAUUAAUUAGGGGGCAAGAUGCUGACUCUCUAACAUCCCUUAGAGUGGGCUGUAAAGCAUGGUAAAGCGGUAUAGAAGUCUUAAGUGCUAUUGCUAUUGCUAUUAAGAACUGCAGUGAUUCAGUUAACAAACAUGGCAAGAAAAGUCAUAAAAUGGGGCAAAACUUCCUCAACAAAUUACUCCCUGAGCAACAUGAAUUUUGAUUCAAUUUUGGUUGUAAGUAGAGGACUACCUGUAUGGAUCAGGACAAUAAUAUUGUUGUCAGAUCGGACAACAGAUUCAGCCUACAAUAGGUGCCUUAUGCUGCUCUGUUAGUAUUUCCUUCACUUGCUACCUUAUUAACUGCAGUAGGUCAAUGGGACUUUAUAUUUGCAUGUAGAGGCCAACAGAGGACAGAGAGCAAUAAAUAGAUGAAACUGUUCUCUAGAACAGGGGUCUCCAACUUCCAGCCCAUGGACUGGCCCCAGGCUGCGGCAUGCUAGCCACCGGGCCAAGCAAAAAAAAAAGGGAAGCCCCAUCCGUGGUACUGAAAUUUAUACUUGGUUGGAGAAAAACACAGCCAGAUUAUUUUAUCUGGCUGGUCCCAGCAGGAUAUUUUUAAAAACUCAGAAAUGAGUUAACCCAGUUAAGCAACAUUUCUCACAAUUCUAAUGAAAUGCUCUUUUUGUUUUUAUCAUGGCGCUAAUAAAGUCGCUUGCAAUGUAAAACCA